Spinacia oleracea (spinach) is the source of this 1961-nucleotide messenger RNA. Its product is annotated as nuclear transport factor 2. The coding region runs from base 266 to 1573 and encodes 435 amino acids. Gene Ontology annotation, molecular function: mRNA binding. NCBI's taxonomy places the organism in Eukaryota, Viridiplantae, Streptophyta, Magnoliopsida, Caryophyllales, Amaranthaceae. The transcript is spliced from 9 exons. The record is from RefSeq and is a predicted model, not a curated record. Gene Ontology annotation, cellular component: cytosol; ribonucleoprotein complex.
AAUAUAAAUUGCUUACGAAACACCACUUCAGCAGCAGACACUACACUCUCUCUUUCUCUCUCUCCAGAUCUAAACUCCAAAUUCUACUUUCUCUCUCUUCCCAAUCUACAAGAUUCUCCCCAAAUUUUUGACUCUUUAUUUACAGAUAUAAAUACCCGAUUUUAAUCUUCAUUCAGAAUUUAUUAUUCAUAUCACAAAUUUUAUCCCAAGAUUAUUUGAAUUAGGGUUUUUUCUUUCUCUCUCUAGAUUAGCUUCAACCUUUACCAUGGCGGCUGGUUCUGCCUCUGCCUUCGAGGUUGGUUCGUACUUUAUUACGAAAUAUUAUCAUGUGCUUAAGGAAUCGCCGGAGUACUCUCAUCAGUUUUACAAUAAUUCAAGUACCUUGACUCGAGUUGAUGGGGAUGAUACGCAGACUGUUUCAACUAUAUUGGAUAUUCAUACAGUACUUACUUCUCUAAAUGUCAGUGGAGUUGAAGUGACGAAAUUAAAUUGCCAAGAUUCUUUGAAUGGUGGCAUUCUGCUUAUUGUAUCAGGCGUAGUGAGGUCCGGAAACUUCAGUGGCAAGAGGAGGUUUACACAGGCCUUCUUCUUAGCUCCCCAGGAGACUGGUUUUUAUGUCUUAAAUGAUAUUCUUCAGUUUAAUGAAGAGGUCCUAGUUAACCAGCAUCCAGUGCCAGAAGUACCGGAAAUCAAGGUUGAUUCUGAAAUACCUGCAUCCAGUCCUCGCUUUGAGCAUCCAGGGUCUAAUUUUGAGUUGGAGCAAGAGACGAGGGAGUAUGUGAAUUCAAUUCCUAUUGAAGAAGAUACCCCUGUAGACAAAUAUAGCCUUCCCGAUGAAGAGCAACAUGAAGAGCCUCAUGUAGAAACCAUUGUCGAGGAGGCCCCUGUUGAACAACCGGCUCCGCUUGAAAGUGCGGUGAAUCAUAUGAACUAUGUGGAAGACCCGAUAUCUGCUCCAGCUGAUGAGCCUGUUGGGGAGCCACCCAAACUAUCAUAUGCUUCAAUCCUGCGAGCAUCGAAAGGGCAAUCCUCACAUCCAAUUGUUUCUCAACCUAAUGUAAGGCCUCGCGUCUCACCACCAUCAGAGCAGCAUCAGAAGGUGCAACCAAAUGCUCCACAAUUAAACGCAUCAGCGUCGUCAUUUGUUCCCGAGGCAGCUAGUACUGGGGCUGAUGAAGGUUCUGUUCAAGAAGGGGAUCAGACGUCUGUCUAUGUGAGGAGCUUGCCAUCAAGUGUUACUACUGCUGAUCUUGAGAAGGAGUUCAAAAAGUUUGGUAGAGUCAAACCCAACGGAGUAUUCAUUAAGCAUCUCUCGGAUGUUGGAGUUUGCUAUGCAUUUGUCGAAUUCGAAGACAAUUCUAGUGCUCAAAAUGCAAUCAAGAAUUCUCCUAUAGAGUUUCUUGGUAGACAAGUUCAUAUUGAUCCGAGGAAAUCAGGCGGAAACAGCAGUUCACGUGGUGGAGCUGUAGCUAGAGGCAGAGGCAGAGGCCGAGGUAGCUACCUAAAUAACACAACAAGAGGACGUGGUGGGGUCAGAAACACUGGACGAGGCUCAGGCAAUGGCUUCUACUAAAGCACAUGAAGAAGCAAUUAUCUGGCUCAAGGGACGGUCAAGAGUGAUGCUACAUCGUUGCUCUUUCUCUGUAGGUUAUUUUUGUCUGUUUGGUUGUUACUUGUUAGUGAUGGACAAUUAGAUAUAUCCACCCUUGAUCUAGGGGUAUUUGAGUUAUUUACCCGAAGCAUAAAUUAGUUUACAUUUCUCUAUAGAAGGUGCAUGUAUGCUGCUGCCUUCGUCCCCAUAUGUUUUUCAUCUCUAUGGGGAUUUUUUUGAAUAUUCUGCCAGGUUAUUUGGUUAUUUGGCUGCCUUCUCUUGAAAUUUGUGUUCUAUGAAUUUUGGUUGAUUGACUAAUGAGAUUAUUUCGAGUUUUUUUCCCCGGAAAUACAAAUAUGACUUUUUCAAA